UGGCGCGGGGCGAGCGGAGUCGGCGGCGCCAUGGAGACGGCGAGCGACGGCGGCGGUUUCCCCCGGGCGCUGCCGCUGCUGCUGCUGGUGCUGCCGGUGCUGCCGGUUUUGCCCCGCGCCGCCGCCGAGCAGGUCGUCCUGAUGGACUCGAAAGAAUCCCAAGCGGAGCUGGGCUGGACCUCACACCCAGCCAACGGGUGGGAGGAAAUCAGUGGUGUGGACGAGGAGUACAAACCCAUCCGUACCUACCAGGUGUGCAACGUCAUGGAGCCCAACCAGAACAACUGGCUGCAGACAGGUUGGAUCGCCCGGCGCGACGGCCAGCGGAUCUUCAUCGAGCUGAAGUUCACCCUGCGGGACUGCAACAGCAUCCCAGGUGUGACAGGCACCUGCAAGGAGACCUUCAACCUCUACUAUGCCGAAUCCGACGCCGAUCUGGGCCACAGCAUCCGUGAGAGCAAACACACCAAGAUUGACACCAUUGCUGCCGACGAGAGCUUCACGCAGGGGGACCUGGGCGAGAGGAAGAUGAAGCUGAACACAGAACUGCGGGAGAUCGGGCAUCUGAGCAAGAGAGGCUUCCACCUGGGCUUCCAGGACGUGGGUGCUUGCGUGGCCCUGGUCUCCGUGCGGGUUUAUUACAAGAAGUGCCUCAGCACCGUGCAGAACCUGGCGGUUUUUCCAGAUACGGUGGCAGAGACGGCUUUUGCCACGUUGGUGGAGGUGAAGGGCACGUGUGUCGAGCACGCCCGGGUGGAUGUGGAUAAUCCCCCCCGGAUGCACUGCAGUGCUGAGGGAGAGUGGUUGGUGCCCGUCGGGAAGUGCCUCUGCAGCCCAGGCUUCGAGGAGAGGGACGGGAGGUGCAGAGCAUGCCUUCCAGGAUUUUACAAGCUCUCCCUCCGCCUCCCUCUCUGCUCUCCUUGCCCUGAGCACAGCUUCACACAUGAGGAAGCCUCCACCUUCUGCUCCUGCCAGAAGAACUACUCCAGGUCCCCGUCAGACCCUCUGUCUGCCUCCUGCACACGCCCCCCAUCUGCCCCAAGGGACCUGGUGUACAGCCUGCGGCGUUCCUCGUUGGUGCUGCGUUGGAGCGCUCCUGCCGACGCGGGCGGCCGCAGCGACCUGACCUACAGCCUGUGGUGCAGCCAUUGCCCGGCGCCGAGGGGUGGCUGCGAGCAGUGUGGCAAUGGUGUGGGCUUCGUGCCGCAGCAGACGGGACUGGUGGAGCGCACCGUUACGCUGGUCAACCUGCUGCCCCACGCCAACUACACCAUCCGCGUGGUGGCCCUCAAUGGCGUCUCGGCUGGCAGCCCCCUGGCAGGACAGCCCUACGCUGAGGUCAACGUCUCCACUGGGCUUGCAGUGCCAACUCCUGUCACUGACAUCCGCACCGAUAAAGUUGAGCAGAAGAGCAUCUCCUUGUCGUGGCAGGAGCCAGGCUUCCCAACCAACAGCACCGAGUACGAGGUCAAGUACUACGAGAAGGAUCAAAGAGAUCGAAGUUACUCAACUGUGAAAACCACCUCAACAGCCGUGACAGUCAAUAACCUGAAGCCUGGCACCCUCUAUAUUUUCCAAAUCCGGACAUCUUCCUCGCAGGACUACGGCAACUACAGCCCCAGCAUUGAAGUGGAGACAUUGGCUGAGUUGACAGUGGCCUCAAAUGAGCAGAAUCCUGUCCUUAUCAUCAUAGUGGUGGCCAUCGCAGGGCUGACGGUGCUGGUGUCCAUGGUGGUCGGCAUGAUGGUCUGGAGGAGGCAGUGUGGGUACAGCAAAGCCAGCCAGGAUGGAGACGAGGAGCUUUACUUCCACUUUAAAAUACCGACCAGGAGGACUUACAUUGACCCGGACACUUGCGAAGAUCCCAUGCAGGCUGUGCACCUCUUUGCCAAAGAGCUGGAUAAUGCCAGUAUUAAAAUCGAGAGGAUCAUCGGGACAGGAGAGUUUGGAGAGAUCUGCCGGGGCUGCCUGAAGCUGCCCAGCAAGCGGGAGCUGCCGGUGGCCAUCCAGACACUGCGGGCUGGCUGUUCUGCCAAGCAGCAGCGCUGCUUCCUGGCCAAGGCGUGCACCAUGGGUCAGUUCGACCACACCAACGUCAUCCGGCUGGAGGGAGUCAUCACCAGAGGGAGCACCAUGAUGAUAGUGAUGGAGUACAUGGGGAACGGAGUGCUGGACUCUUUCCUCAGGAAACACGAGGGCCAGCUCACGGCCAGCCAGCUCCUCAGCAUGUUGCUGGGGAUCGCUGCUGGCAUGAAAUACCUGGCAGAGAUGGGUUACAUACACAAAAGCCUGGCUGCCCACAAAGUCCUGGUGAACAGCAGCCUGGCUUGCAAAAUCACCGGAUUCAGACGGCCGCAGGAAGAUAAGAUGGAGACCAUCUUCUCCACCAUGCGUGGGAAGAGCCUGGUGCUGUGGUCAGCCCCUGAAGCCAUCCAGUACCACCACUUCAGCCCAGCCAGUGAUGUGUGGAGUUUCGGCAUCGUCAUGUGGGAGGUGAUGUCCUAUGGAGAGAGACCCUACUGGGACAUGUCCCACCACGAUGUGAUGAAGGCAGUGGAGGAUGGCUUCCGCCUGCCUGCCCCAGCACACUGCCAGCCACCGUUGCACCAGCUGAUGCUGGACUGCUGGCAGAAGGAGCGCAGCCAGCGCCCCAAAUUCUCCCACAUCCACGACGUCCUCAGCAAGAUGCUGCAGAGCCCAGAGCCGCCUCCAUGCACCAGGUCCCGCAGCACUGUGCCCCUCACCGAGCGCUCCUUCGUGGCUUUCCCGGCGUUCAGCUCUGUGGGAGAGUGGCUGGAAGCCAUAGGGAUGGGCAGGUACCGGGAUAACUUCACUGCUGCAGGCUGCUGCUACCUGGAGUCCGUGGCCAGGAUGACAGCGCAAGACGUCCUGAGCCUGGGGAUCACUCAGGCAGAACACCAGAAGACCAUCCUGAGUGGCAUCCAGACCCUGCGGGCCCAGGUGAUCCAGAUGCAUGGCAGGGGUGUGCAGGUGUGACGUGGAGUACAGACCAAUGGAGCAGAAGGAGGUGCUGGCCCACGUUGGACCAAAUUCGGAAGCCUUGCAGUUUUGGGUGGGAUGUGGGAUCUGGUGGGCUGCUGCCAGAUGUGUCGUUCCAAGUCGUAAGAGGGCAGGGAUGCCAUCCCCUGUGCUGGGGAAGCUGUGUUCCCAGGCACCAGGUACAGUGUACUUGGGUGGCUAUGGUUCUCCCCAUUGCUGCUCUGUAAGAUGAGUCAAACUGUAAUGACACCAUUUCACAUGGUAACUAGAUUAACAGGGUGGAUGAACAUUUCUGUGCUGUCUUCAUCCAGAGCUGACAGCAUUUUCCUAUCUAGCAUCCUACUGGUGAAAUCCAUGGGUAUUUUUAUACAGGCUGACAUCUUCUACCAACCCCACCAGGAGCUUUUAUUGCUUUUAUUUUUAGAGGCUCACACCCAGCUUCAGGAAGGUGACUUUGCCCAUCUGGCACGCUGGAAGGAAGCUCUGUCCCAGCCAUGUCCCUUCCGCUCAGAGUCACCUUGCUGAAUUCUGACACCACUGUCAGUGAACAAGAGACAAAUGUUCGCUGCCAAAGUGCAGUGCUGAAUGUUUGGAAGAUGCUUUUGACAAGACAGUUUCAGAGGAGGGAAUGGAAGGCUUUGAUGAAGAUAGCCACAGCCAAGAGAGGGCAAGUAGAGAAGCCUUGGGUUG
Lagopus muta (rock ptarmigan) is the source of this 3690-nucleotide messenger RNA. It is a transcript of the gene EPHA10, whose product is annotated as EPH receptor A10. The record is from RefSeq and is a predicted model, not a curated record. Gene Ontology annotation, biological process: protein phosphorylation; axon guidance; cell surface receptor protein tyrosine kinase signaling pathway. The transcript is spliced from 17 exons. Gene Ontology annotation, cellular component: neuron projection; plasma membrane. NCBI's taxonomy places the organism in Eukaryota, Metazoa, Chordata, Aves, Galliformes, Phasianidae. The coding region runs from base 31 to 2997 and encodes 988 amino acids. Gene Ontology annotation, molecular function: transmembrane-ephrin receptor activity; ATP binding; protein binding.